Mizuhopecten yessoensis (Yesso scallop) is the source of this 1715-nucleotide messenger RNA. RefSeq names its product serine/threonine-protein phosphatase 6 regulatory ankyrin repeat subunit C-like. Lineage: Eukaryota; Metazoa; Mollusca; Bivalvia; Pectinida; Pectinidae. Gene Ontology annotation, cellular component: cytoplasm. The transcript has 7 exons. The record is from RefSeq and is a predicted model, not a curated record. Gene Ontology annotation, molecular function: protein binding. The coding region runs from base 257 to 1153 and encodes 298 amino acids.
AAGCAGAAGAGAAAGUAGAAGGACGAAGGACUCGUCUUUUUUUCUCUCGAAUGCGUGAGUUUCAUGAUGUUUUUAAGGUUGAACUAUGAGAAGUGGUCGACUAAGCAUUUGCUUCAAACCUUCACUGGUGUGUAUGGACCUGUAGUACUACCCACAUUCAAACUGAUAUCUGGAGUGGGAGUGAUGAUGAGUGACUAGUACCACAUUUUAUUCCAGGAAGUGGUAUCUAAAGUAUAAACAUAGGAGCACAUCUGAUAUGGAGACCGAGGUGUCUACACAUGAGAAGUGGCAAUGCCUUCUGUCUGCUGUCGUGGGAGGGAGUUUACAGAAGGUGACAGAUAUAAUAAAAACAUUCUUCCCUAAAUCAAACAUGUCACAAACUUAUUCUUGCUCACCAGGAAUAUUUAAAGAAAACCCUCCUCUCCACCAGGCUGUACUGACAGCGUCUGAUGAAAUAGUACUGUUGCUGAUAGAGAAUGGGUUUGACAUCCAUGCCAGGAACCGCUAUCAGGAAACAACUUUACACAUGGCCAGCAGAAAGGGCAGAGAUGUGAUAGUACACAAGCUACUGGAGUCUGGAGCUGACAUAGACAGCAGAGACUGUGAAGAAAACACACCACUAUUUAAUGCUGCAACUUACUCUCAUCCUCACAUAGCACAUGUCCUCAUCCAAGCUGGCAGUGAUAUCAAUACCCUGAACGAGGAGUUGAUGACACCCCUGGACCAGGCCAUUCUGUAUGACCAGCGUGAAACCAUCUCCAUCUUACUAAAGGCGGGCUGUGAGGUGAAGAAAGAUAAGGGCUAUAUCUACUAUGAAGAUCACUAUGUCAACUCCAUAGUACACUCUCUCUGGCAAAAUGGCGACAGCAGCAACAUCAAACUUCUACAGAACUGUGGCUACGAGAUGAAAUACUCCGACAUCAAAAGACUGGUUCAGUGGAAAUAUCAUGUAGUUCAGGGGGCCGAUAUUCCAGAUACGGACAAGGCUGUGAUUGAGGACAUUUUGACCCAACCGCUCCCUUUAAUGAACUGUUGUAGAAUCUCAGUAAGAGAUGUGCUAUCUAAGGUUCACAGAAAAUGUACUCUAGAAAAGUUAUCCUCUCAGCUACCCUUACCCAAGUCCCUGAAGGACUUCAUAGCCUUUAAAGUGUAAGAACGUUCCUUUUCAUUAACCCUUUCACCCCUAUAUAACUUCAGUAGACUCUACCAUGCAUUGAUCUCAAUGAAUCUAUUAUGGUCUAUAGUGGGGAAAGGGUUAAGGCCAUGCCAUGCUCUUUCCAACCCUUUUAAGGGACCGUACUUAAUACCGAAAGAUAUUUAUUUUACAAAUUGAUGUUUUUUUGUACACUGACAUUUACACAAUAUUUUCCUGAUGCUGUGUUGUUGACUGAUGGUCGACUAUAGAAUAACCUGUACAAGAUUACAGAUGUCUUUAGUUUUAUUUGUAGAGAUGAUUGUAGGCGUUUUUGGAGUUUAAUUUUGCAGUAUAAUGAAUGAAUUUUUGUUAAUUGAUGUUCUAGAGCUAACUGUCUCAAACUGUAAAUUUACAUAAUUGAUGUGAAUCAAUUAACAUAUCAGACAAACACCAUCACCACUCUUGUGUUUGCUAAUUAUAGCGCCCUGUCUAGUUAACAUCAGCAACUCUAAAGUGCUUUACAGUACAUAGAUAUACAAUUGAUACAAUUAGCAUAAACAUUUAUCAAAACAAUUUUUGA